AAACAUGACUCCUCCAAUCUCUGUUCUUUCUCCAUACACGCUUUUAUAUAAACCAUUUUACUGUUCCUUCAAGCAACCAAAUUGUUCUUCAUCUCCAAUCCUCAAUUCCAGUUCUCUGAUCAUUUUCUUGUACUAUUUUUUACUCCAUUUCCCAGGUUUAAUCGCUUGCUUAUUCUUUUAAAUUCACUAUUUUUUUCAAUUUUUUUGUAAAUAUAUUUGUUUAGUGUUGUAUAAUCUGUUGAAUCGUAUUUUAAAGUUCAACAGAGCUGUAAUUAUUACUUUUUAAGAUCAAGUUAUUAUUGAUCUUUGAUUUAAUGACUUCUGGUAACUCAAUUGGGAUUUCUACGAUGAAACCUUGUUGUAGAGCUUUAAUUAGUAGUAGACAUUCAUUGAUUUUUGGGAUUUCUCGGAAUAUCAUACUAAUUAAUGAUUCGUCGACAUUACCGUAUCAUUAUAGAUCGAAUUGUAAACUUAGGUACUAUAGAAAUGAUCGUUGUACAUCCAAAAUUCUAAGGAAUAAAUGUAAAAAUGAAUCGAAUCGGAUAGGUUUUUGUGAUUCCGGUUCUAAUUGGGGUUAUCCUAGGGUUUUUAAACGAUGCCGAAUUAAUGAUAGUGGUAGGGAUGUAUCAUUGAUAGUGAAUGUAGCAUCGGAUGUGAGGAACCAUUCUACAUCAACAUCACCCUCAUUGGGUGAAGCUCGUGUUAAUGAAAAAGGGUUUGAGAGGUAUUAUAUUCAAGGAGGGAUGAAUGUGAAGCCAUUGGUGAUCGAGCGAAUCGAAAAUGAUGUAGGUUUAGGAGUUGAGGAAGAAAAAGAUAGGAUAGUUGUAGAUACUAACCAUUUAGAGGAGGUGAAUGAGAUUGAUGUUUCUCCUCGUAAAUCGAAUCUUUUGGAGAUUGAAGAGGAGUUGAAUGAGGUUGAUGUUUCCCCACGUAAAGCGAAACUUUCAGAGAUUGAGGAGGAAGCUUGGGAGCUUUUAAGGAGCUCGAUUGUGAAUUAUUGUGGAAACCCAGUUGGGACAGUAGCUGCAAAUGAUCCAAAUGACAAGCAGCCACUUAAUUAUGAUCAAGUUUUCAUAAGGGAUUUUGUUCCCUCUGCACUUGCUUUCUUACUCAACGGGGAAGGAGAUAUUGUGAAAAAUUUUCUGCUUCAUACGUUGCAGUUGCAGAGUUGGGAGAAAACUGUAGAUUGCUAUAGUCCUGGACAAGGAUUAAUGCCAGCAAGCUUCAAAGUUAGCACGGUGUCUCUCAAUGGAAAAGGAGCAUUUGAAGAAGUUCUGGACCCAGAUUUUGGUGAAUCAGCCAUUGGACGCGUGGCCCCUGUUGAUUCUGGGUUGUGGUGGAUUAUAUUGUUAAGAGCUUAUGGAAAGAUUACUGGCGAUUAUUCACUACAAGAAAGGGUGGAUGUCCAGACUGGGAUACGCUUGAUAUUGAACCCUUGCUUAACUAAUGGAUUUGAUAUGUUCCCUACACUUUUAGUGACUGAUGGUUCUUGCAUGAUUGAUAGGCGUAUGGGCAUACAUGGUCAUCCUCUUGAAAUUCAAGCCUUAUUUUAUUCAGCUUUACGGUGCUCGCGCGAGAUGCUGAUUGUCAAUAACGGAACUAAAAGUUUGGUGGCAGCAAUCAACAACAGAUUGAGCGCACUAUCUUUUCAUAUGAGGGAAUACUAUUGGGUUGACUUGAAGAAGCUCAAUGAAAUAUAUCGUUACAAAACGGAGGAAUAUUCAACUGAUGCCAUUAAUAAGUUUAACAUAUAUCCAGAACAGAUACCGUCAUGGUUAGUUGACUGGAUGCCUGAGCAAGGUGGUUAUUUCAUUGGUAAUCUCCAACCUGCUCACAUGGACUUCCGUUUUUUUACACUUGGGAACCUUUGGUCUAUUGUCUCAUCAUUGGGGAGUCCCCAGCAAAAUGAGAGUAUACUUAACUUGAUUGAUGCAAAAUGGGAAGAUCUUAUAGCGGAUAUGCCUCUUAAAAUUUGUUACCCUGCUUUGGAGUCUGAGGAGUGGCGCAUCAUCACUGGCUGUGAUCCAAAGAACACCCCUUGGUCAUAUCAUAACGGUGGAUCUUGGCCAACACUCUUGUGGCAGUUUACUCUAGCCUGCAUGAAGAUGAAGCGUUUAGAUCUUGCUGAAAAGGCUAUAAGUGUGGCUGAGAAAAGACUUUCAGCUGACAAAUGGCCAGAGUACUAUGAUACUAAGAAGGGACGGUUUAUUGGUAAACAAGCACGGCUAUUUCAAACUUGGACCAUUGCUGGGUACCUGACGUCAAAGAAGCUCCUAGAGAAUCCUGAUCUCGCUUCUUCACUGAUGUUCGACGAGGAUUACGAGCUACUUGAGAUUUGUGUUUGUGCUCUUAGCAAAGCAGGCAGAAAGAAGUGCUCGCGUGGUGUUACAAGACAUCAGCGGACUGCAUAGUUUGUAGUCGUACUACUCGGAAUAAUAAAUUUCUUUUGUAGAAGAUAUUGUUCAUAAAAUUUAACAUUUAAAUUUAGCAAAUAGACUUGGUUAUUUAAGUGUUCCCUUUGCUCUAAAACUUGAGAAACAACUUCAUGGGAAAUCUUUAGGCGAUACGUAGUUGCGCAAGCUGUACAUAGUUGGGAUCUCGGAGCCAGGCACGUUUCUUUCGUGACUGCUCCUCCUUCAUCGUCUUGAAUCACUCUGCUCGCCCCAUUAGUUUGUUUUGCUUCAUUCUCAAGAUUUAUGAACUUAUUUUACUGGAAGAAAUUCUCCA
This is a messenger RNA of Amaranthus tricolor (Joseph's coat), 2727 nucleotides long. Its product is annotated as alkaline/neutral invertase A, mitochondrial-like. Gene Ontology annotation, cellular component: mitochondrion. The record is from RefSeq and is a predicted model, not a curated record. The transcript is spliced from 6 exons. NCBI's taxonomy places the organism in Eukaryota, Viridiplantae, Streptophyta, Magnoliopsida, Caryophyllales, Amaranthaceae. Gene Ontology annotation, molecular function: sucrose alpha-glucosidase activity; endo-alpha-N-acetylgalactosaminidase activity. Gene Ontology annotation, biological process: sucrose catabolic process. Bases 315 to 2411 code for a protein of 698 amino acids.